This is a messenger RNA of Linepithema humile (Argentine ant), 4538 nucleotides long. It is a transcript of the gene sws, whose product is annotated as patatin like phospholipase domain containing sws. Gene Ontology annotation, cellular component: endoplasmic reticulum. Gene Ontology annotation, biological process: phosphatidylcholine metabolic process. Gene Ontology annotation, molecular function: phosphatidylcholine lysophospholipase A1 activity. The record is from RefSeq and is a predicted model, not a curated record. Lineage: Eukaryota; Metazoa; Arthropoda; Insecta; Hymenoptera; Formicidae.
UCGCAGUGACGAACAAAAUGGCGCUGGGUGACUCGAGCGAAGUAUCAAAGGUCGCUACUUGGAACAAAUAGAUAAUUCUUUUGUUAUUUUAACGUGCUUGAUUUGCAUUUCGUGCGCUUCACGUGCUCGUUAACAUAUGCCGUCCUGGUGUGGUAGUGACACAUUCCAACACAUCUUUCGACGACGAAGGAGACAUGAGUGUCCAUUAUGGAGGUGGUAGAAUUAUUUAAUAAGUUCAACGAGAGUCUGGGAUCAUACAUAUUCUCAAGAUGGAUUGGAAGAUUUGUGGAAGAAUAUCAGACAUCAAGAACGAUUUUCGUUAUUGCCACAACUCUAUUGCUUACCCUCGUCGUUGUGUCCAUCUUUGUGCUGCGCAAAUGGAAGAACAAAGAGUUUUUGCCAGAGGUGAAGGAGUUUGUCGGGGUGGGCACUGGGAAGCCAAGAUUCAGGAAGAGAGACAAGGUUCUCUUUUAUGGCAGAAAGAUGUUGCGCAAAGUGAAGUCCAUUGGCGGCCAAGUGCACGCCACCGGACAGGGAAAGAAGAGGAGAGCAGUUAUGAGAUUCGCUCGCCGAUUGCUGCAACUUAAGAAGGAAACCGCUCCACCACAACUCAAAGUACUGGAACCACCUGCUGAAUAUCUGGAAGAAGAUUUGGGACCCGGUGAGAGAGUGCCACCGGAUGCUCUGUACAUACUGCAAAGUAUCAGAGUCUUCGGCCACUUUGAAAAGCCCGUGUUCUUGAAAUUGUGCAAGCACACGGAAAUUAUGAAUUUACCCGCUGGCAGCACAUUGUUCAAAAUUGGGGACCCCGACGAAAACUUGUUUAUAGUGCAACAGGGCUUGGUCAAUGUAUAUAUCACUGGACCCGAUGGCUCUCAAAUCUCACUGAAACUAGUAAAAACAGGCGAAUCAGUUACCAGUCUUCUUAGCUUUACUGAUGUACUUACCGGGCAUACGAGUACAUAUAAAACUGUAUCGGCAAGAGCUGUAGAAGAUUCUAUCGUAGUGAAGUUACCAAUGAGCGCGUUUCAAGAGGUAUUUCAAGAUUAUCCUGACGCCUUUGUUCGAGUUAUCCAGGUCAUUAUGGUGCGUCUGCAGAGAGUCACCUUCACCGCUUUGCACCAGUAUCUCGGCCUCUCUGCGGAAUUGGUCAAUCCAGGAUCACACAGGAAGAAGCAGAGCCCGUUCUCCGGUUCGCCAGUGCGGUCGAGGACUCGAGAAAACUUUGCUUUGCAGAAUAUCGACAGUGCAACCGGUAUAUUUCCAAUUGGCACAUUGGAAAUGCACGAUAUGAGCGACGUUUCGCAUUUCGAUACGUCUAAUUCAAACGGUUCUCAGCCUGUGCCGAUAAUCAUGAGUCGACGGAUAUCGAAGAGCAACAUCGACUGGAAAAAUCAGGGCUCCAACUCGCAAUCGGGUCAGAAUUCGGCGGACAUGGUGCCGGAAUGCGAUUCUCACUGGCCGACUUCGUCUCCCUCGGCGCCUCAAGCGCAUCAAGAAGCCUCUCACAAUAUGGGAGGCAUUUAUUCCAGCAGAAAACGUCAAGUCAACGAAACGCAGCUGCAGCAGCAACUGGAUGAAGCGCAGCUCAUUCAAAUAGCCACCGACGCCUUUGUGCGUGAACUCGGCAUAGAGGACGAGACUGUGCUGAAAGACAAGGUGCAGAUUAGGGAAGUGCCAGCUGGUACUUAUCUGAUGAAGGAAGAAUCUCACAAGGAUGUCGCACUUGUUUAUGUGCUUUCGGGCUCGCUGAUAGUAAGCCAACGCGUGUCGGAGGGCCGGGAUGCCGGUCAAGAAGUGCACAUGUUUAGUGCUCAUCAGGGUGAGAUUGUCGGUGGUUUGGCCGUGCUGACCGGCGAGCCGUCCUUUUAUACGAUCAGAGCGAAACACGCCAGCCGUAUCGCGCUACUCAGUAAAUCAACGUUCUUCACUAUCAUGCGCGAGCAGCCUACAGUCGUGUUGCACGUGGCGCACACCGUUGUUCGCAGAUUGAGUCCAUUCGUAAGACAGGUGGACUUCGCUCUUGAUUGGCUGUUCCUCGAAAGCGGGAGGGCCGUUUAUCGACAGGGCGAUGAAUCAGAUUCGACGUUCAUCGUGCUGAGCGGACGGCUGCGAUCGGUAAUCACUUACAAAAACGGCAAGAAGGAAUCGGUGGCGGAAUACGGAAAGGGCGACUUGGUGGGCAUCGUGGAGAUGGUGACGCAGACCCCGAGAUCGACGACAGUCAUGGCGGUCCGUGAUUCCGAACUGGCGAAGCUGCCAGAAGGUUUAUUCAACGUGAUCAAACUCAGGUAUCCAAUCGUCGUCACGAGACUGAUAAAUCUCCUCGGGCAUCGUAUACUCGGCACCUGGCAGCAAGCGCAUACGAAAAACGGCAGCAGUGACACUCAACGAGCCGCGGCGACAGUCGACGCCAGGCCAGCACAGGUGAAUUUCUCAACUGUCGCCAUCGUACCCGUGUCGGAUGAUGUACCAUUGACCGCCUUCACGUUUGAAUUGUACCAUUCCUUAUGUGCCAUUGGACCUUCUCUUCGUUUAACGUCUGACGUCGUGAGAAAGACUUUAGGAACGACCAUCAUGGAGCCUGCGAACGAGUACCGGCUAACUUCCUGGCUCGCACAGCAGGAGGAUCAGCACAGAAUCUCGCUGUACCAAUGCGAUUCAAGUUACACGCUGUGGACCCAGCGAUGCGUGCGACAGGCCGAUUGCAUUCUCAUCGUGGGUUUGGGCGAUCGACCGCCAUCGAUCGGUCGAACGGAGCGCGAGAUCGAGCGGCUCGUGAUGCGAACGCAGAAGGAGCUGGUGCUGCUGCACAAGGAGCAGAACGGCCAGCGGCCCACGAACACCGUUCAAUGGCUGAACAUGAGAUCCUGGGUGUCCAGUCACCAUCACAUCCAGUGCCCGAAGCGAAUGUUCACCAGGAGGUCGCAGUACAGAAUUAACGAGCUGUACUCCAAGGUGCUCAUGUCCGAGCCGAACGUGCACAGCGAUUUCAGCAGACUCGCGCGAUGGCUGACCGGCACCUCGGUCGGUCUCGUGCUGGGCGGCGGCGGCGCGAGGGGCGCCGCUCACGUCGGCAUGCUGAAGGCCAUCAUCGAGGCCGGCAUACCGAUAGACAUGGUCGGCGGCGUCAGCAUCGGCGCCUUCAUGGGCGCGCUGUGGUGCAUGGAAAAGAACAUCACCACCACCACGCAGAAGGCCAGGGAGUGGUCCAAGAAAAUGACGCAGUGGUGGCGGCAGAUUCUGGAUUUGACUUACCCGAUGACCUCGAUGUUCUCCGGCAAGGACUUCAACAAGACCAUACAGCAGACCUUCGGCGACACGUAUAUCGAAGAUCUGUGGCUGCCGUACUUCACUAUAACCACAGACAUCACGGACUCCUGCAUGCGCACGCAUAGACACGGUUUGCUAUGGAGAUACAUACGCGGCAGCAUGACUAUCGCGGGGGUCUUCCCUCCGAUUUGCGAUCCCCUUGAUGGGCAUCUUUUGGUCGACGGGUGUUAUGUUAAUAACGUGCCAGCUGACGAAAUGCUGCGGCAAGGAGCGCAUCACAUUCUGGCCAUCGACGUGGGCUCGCAGGACGACACGGAUCUUACGAACUACGGGGACUCGCUGUCCGGCUGGUGGCUGCUGUGGAAGCGGUGGAAUCCGUUUGCCACGCCCGUGAAGGUGCCGAACUUACCCGACAUCCAGUCCAGAUUGGCGUACGUGAGCUGCGUGCGCCAGCUGGAGGAGGUGAAGACCUCGGAUUACUGCGAGUACAUCCGGCCGCCGAUCGACAAAUACAAAACUCUGCAGUUCGCCAACUUCGACGAGAUCAAAGACGUGGGCUACCAGCACGGAAAAACGUACUUCGAGGGUCAGUCGAAAGCCGGAGUUCUGCCUCGAUUCAACGCGGAUCGGGAGAAUGCGCGAGCUCUGCGAGCGAAGAACCAAGCGGCCAAUCAGCAAUCGCUCUCGUCGUACACUUUCACCGAUCUCGCGCAGAUGGUGUGUAAAGUUUCGCGCGGCAACCGAUACGUCGAUCUCGACAUAGACUCCGAUUCCGACGAGCUCGAGGAAUACGAAGCGGAUCUGGAAGAAGACGCACAGGAAGUAGGAUACGCGUCCGAACCCACUGCCGGUAUUUUAGACCAGAGCCCUGAGGAUAAUCGUCUGAGGCGAAGAACUGGUGUUUCGCUUAGUCUAUCCGAUACUGAAGCGGAAUCGGAACUAGAAUAUCAUCCAAAGAUCUUUUGAAUACUUGUUUAGAAUCAUUUACGAUACGCACUGUAUCUCAUGCUACAUUACUCGCCCAAUAUGAAACAAAUUUAGCACAAAUGUACGCUUCUUCGCAAACAUACAACUGUACAAUCAGAGAUGCACUCCACGAUACAGGCGAUCAAUCUGUAUUGAAGUACAAAAAGUAAAUAUUGUGAGAAACGUAUUCAUCGGAGCGCGUCGCUCUGAAGUCAUGUUACACGUCGUUCUUAUAUAAUUAUAAUAAGCGAAUAAUAUUGUUAUUAAUUAUUGCCAUUAAAUAUUAUAUAUUAAAUAUA